AUGGUGAUGGAAAAUAAAAAUGAAAAUGAAGUAGAGAUUAGAAAAUUGAGGAAGGAAUUAAAAGUAUUGGAAGAAAAAUUGACUUCAGGCAAAGAUCUCAUAAUGCAAAUAACUUUUGGAAAAUACAAAUGCACAUUUUUUUCGAGAAGAAGAGAGGGAAUAUUUUUGUGGAAAGAUCUUGAAGAAUCUAUAAAAAAAUAUUCAAAUGAAAUUCUGAAUGAUGAAACAUCAUUUAAACUUAUAUUACCAGUACAAAAAGAAUUUUCCAGUUAUUUGAGCUUCACAAAAGUUACUAAAUUAUAUGGAAUCCAAGUGCCAACAAUACAAGAUCUAAAACAAUUUGAACCAGGAACUUAUUCAUGGAAUCCUGAAGAUAUUUGUGACAAAAUGGUAGUCACUCUAAAACCACAAAAUUUUGGUGGAACAGGAUCUGCCAAUGAACCUACAAUAGCUGAAUUUGUAUCAGCUGUUAUGCACAACAUUAUUGGAAGUUUAAAUGGAUCUAAUUUGCAAUUUAACUAUAAUGAUUCUCUUAGUGGUGAGUAUUUUGAUUAUGUAUAUGGCAUUGUGACUACUGGUAUUCAAUGGGUAUUUCUUAUAUUUUCUUCCAAGUUUAAAGCUGCAGCUUCAACUAGAAACAUAUUACAACUAAAUAUAUCAAGCGAAAAUGUAAAUGAAGAACAAUUAGCAAUGGAUCUUAAGAAAAUUUUUUCAGUAAUCCUGUGGAUGUUAGAUGAUAGAAUUCAUAGUAUUGGAAGUUCUUUGAUGAUAUUUUAA
Molecule: messenger RNA, 777 nt
Organism: Entrophospora sp. SA101
Lineage: Eukaryota; Fungi; Glomeromycota; Glomeromycetes; Entrophosporales; Entrophosporaceae
Source: the annotation of a GenBank genome assembly